This is a messenger RNA of Bombus impatiens (common eastern bumble bee), 1171 nucleotides long. RefSeq names its product histidine-rich glycoprotein-like. Lineage: Eukaryota; Metazoa; Arthropoda; Insecta; Hymenoptera; Apidae. The record is from RefSeq and is a predicted model, not a curated record. The coding region runs from base 224 to 1042 and encodes 272 amino acids. The transcript has a single exon.
UGGGAUUGAAAUCAAAUAACGAACGAAUGAACAAAUAAAAUUUUAUUCCCAAUAAAAGUUUAUUCGAACAACACUCAGCGGUGAUGUGUAGUACCAGAGAGCAACGAUUCCACCGAACGAAAGCGGUUACGUAUGAAACGCGACUAUGACGGUAGGUAUAUAAGCUUUGCUUUAAAGCGAUGUGAUCAGUCGAUAGCACUCGUUGGUCUACAAAGCAACCAACAUGGCGAAGAGUUUAUGGCCGUAUCUCGGCUUAGCCGUGAUCUGUACGUUUAUCUCCUUAUCCAUGGCGAGGGAGCUGAGGAAUAAAAGAGACCUCGAAAUGUCAGCAAGCCACCAUGGUCACCAUCAUGAGGAAGGCGGUGGUCACGACCACCAUGGACAUCAUCAUGAUGAACAUGGUGAAAAGGGUGAAAAAGGGUACAAACAUGAACAUCAUCAUGACAAAGGUGAUCAUGGUCAUUAUGGUAAGGAUCACGAUGAAGGUCAUCACGAAGAACAUGGUGGGCACAAAAAGGGACACCAUGAUGAGCACGAAGAGCACGGGCACCAUCAUGAGCAUGGGGAUGAGCACAAGGGUUCAAAAUAUGGACACAAAAAGGGUCAUAAGAAAGGUGAGAAGACCCAUGGUUAUCAUCACAAAGCCCAUAAGGAUGAAUAUCACAAAGAGCACAAAUUCUAUGAUGACUACCACAAGGGAGGUCAUCAUGAGAAACAUGGUGAUCAUUAUGGACACCAUGAGAGUAAAGAUGGACAUCACAAGAAGGGUGGUCAUCAUCAUUCUGGACAUCAUGAGGACCAUCAUGGAAAGAAGGGUCACUUUGAUAAAGGGCAUUACGACGAUGAUCAUAAAGGUUACCAUGGAAAACAUGGACACGAUGAUCAUUACUCGCAUCACGAGGAUUAUGGGAAGAAGGAGGAGCACCAUGGAGGAAAGAAACAUGGAUAUUCGAGUGGCGGUGGCGGCGGUGGCGGUGGCGGCCAUGGUGGCGGCGGUCACGGUGGCGGUGGAGGUGGCGGUGGACAUGGUGGACACCAUUAAAAGAAGCAGCAAAUGCAAUGAAAUUUUCUUAUAUUUGUUGUCUCAAUUGUUUUUUACUACAUCGUUGAUUAAUUUUAGACAUUGAAAUGUGAAUCGUCAUGUUUUGUUUUAAUAAUAAAAACCAUCCCU